AUGGAGCACUCUGUUACUUUACGUCUGUGGCAGCGCGCUAACCCGCUGGGACCGCACAGACUGAUGAGGCGGUGGGGAAAACGCGCGCCCGGAUUCUCGCAGCGUUUUUCGCAGCAGCUCCAUGACAGCAGCUUGAGCGCCUUUCGCCCGCACCGCGCGGCCGCGGCGCCCCCCGCCCUCCGCGGGAGCGCUCGGGGCGCGGAUGGGGGCGGAGCGCCCGCUCCCGCCCCGCCCCGCUCACGCCCCCCGGCUCCCUCCCGUUCCCCGCUUCCCUCCCUCGCUCGCUGGGUGCCGCCGGCGCUGGCGGAGCAGCAGGCGGGCGGGAUGGCGGCGCGGGUGCUGCUGCUGCUGCUGGCGCUGUCCUGUGCGGUGCUCGCUGCCCGCGGGGCCGCGGCGGAGCCGGCGGCGGGGGCCGCCAGCCGGCGGCGGCGGCUGAGCUCCGAGGAGGGCAUCUCCUUCGAGUACCACCGCUACGCCGAGCUGCGGGAGGCGCUGGUGGCCGUGUGGCUGCAGUGCCCCGCCAUCAGCAGGAUCUACACGGUGGGGCGCAGCGCCGAGGGCCGGGAGCUCCUGGUCAUCGAGAUCUCGGACCGCCCCGGCGAGCACGAGCCCGGAGAGCCAGAAUUUAAAUAUGUUGGGAAUAUGCAUGGGAAUGAAGCUGUUGGAAGGGAGUUGCUCAUCUUCUUGGCACAGUACCUGUGUAAUGAAUACCAGAAAGGGAAUGAUACCAUUAUCAACUUGAUCCAUAGCACACGUAUCCAUAUCAUGCCAUCUUUGAACCCAGAUGGCUUUGAGAAGGCAGCAUCCCAGCCUGGUGAGCUGAAAGACUGGUUUGUUGGUCGAAGCAAUGCCCAGGGGAUAGAUCUGAACCGAAAUUUCCCCGACCUUGAUAGAAUAGUUUAUAUUAAUGAGAAAGAAGGUGGCCCAAACAACCAUCUUCUGAAGAACAUGAAAAAAGCUGUGGACCAGAAUCCCAAGCUUGCUCCUGAAACAAAGGGUGUCAUUCACUGGAUUAUGGAUAUUCCCUUUGUGCUCUCUGCCAAUCUUCAUGGAGGAGACCUUGUUGCAAACUAUCCUUAUGAUGAGACUCGGAGUGGCAGCGCUCAUGAAUACAGCUCCUGCCCUGAUGAUGCUAUUUUUCAAAGCCUGGCUCGCAGUUAUUCUUCCUUUAACCCUGCCAUGUCUGACCCGAACAGACCACCGUGCCGUAAAAAUGAUGAUGACAGCAGCUUUGUGGAUGGAACAACUAAUGGUGGCGCGUGGUACAGCGUCCCAGGAGGAAUGCAGGAUUUCAAUUACCUCAGCAGCAACUGCUUUGAAAUCACAGUGGAGCUGAGCUGUGAAAAAUUCCCACCUGAAGAAACUCUGAAGGGCUACUGGGAGGACAACAAGAACUCUCUUAUAAAUUACAUUGAGCAGAUUCAUCGAGGAGUGAAGGGGUUUGUUAAAGAUCUUCAGGGCAAUCCAAUAGCAAAUGCUACAAUUUCUGUGGAGGGGAUAAGCCAUGAUGUUACAUCAGCCAAGGAUGGUGAUUACUGGAGAUUGCUUGUGCCUGGAAAUUACAAAGUUACAGCCUCGGCACCAGGCUAUCUAGCAAUAACUAAAAAAGUGGCUGUGCCCUUCAGUCCUGCUGUUGUGGUUGAUUUUGAGCUGGAGUCAUUGUCUGAAAGAAAAGAAGAGGAAAAAGAAGAGUUGAUGGAGUGGUGGAAGAUGAUGUCAGAAACACUAAAUUUUUAAAUGAUGACUUUGGCUUUACAGCUUUUAAUCUAUUAUAUGUUGACUUAGUAUAAUGUACUGUGGAAAAUCCCUAUAUUCUAGAUUUUGUGCACUUCACAAUAAUUAACUUUGAAUUUUUCAGUCAUCUUUUGAUUAAUAUGAUUACAAAUAACUACUAGCCUCCUAGAUAGAUAAAUAAGUUAUUAAUUUUCUUUCAUAUUGUUAUAGAAAAUUUACUCUUCUAUAAAAAUCAGAAAAAAUGAAUGAAUAUGCAGCCUAUAUGACAGUAAAAUCUGUUGUGUAUUAUUUGCAAGUUCAGAAUAUGUAGGUUAACACUUGAUUUUAAAAAAUAAAUAUGCUGUAGUUGAUUACUGAUACUACCAGAAAUAUUUGACAGUGCAUAGUAGUAGACAGUGCUCUUUACUGAGUUCUAUAAUGGAUGCUAUUGAAAAGAUUUAUAAUAACAGUGUGUGGUGAAAUAAUGUUUUGCAAGGAUUAAAAUUCAGUAUAACACUU
Zonotrichia leucophrys gambelii is the source of this 2232-nucleotide messenger RNA. RefSeq names its product carboxypeptidase E (gene CPE). Gene Ontology annotation, biological process: protein processing; peptide metabolic process. Gene Ontology annotation, molecular function: zinc ion binding; metallocarboxypeptidase activity. The record is from RefSeq and is a predicted model, not a curated record. Lineage: Eukaryota; Metazoa; Chordata; Aves; Passeriformes; Passerellidae.